CUCCUCCAGCCUCCCUCCAUCGACUUCAACUCCACCAGCACCGCCAGCGCGCUAGACAUGGUGUCGGGCGAGCUUUUCUCGAAGCUGAUGCACUCCUUCCUGACGAAGGUCAUCUCAGACCUGCUGGUCGCCCCCAACAGCAUCUCCGUGCCCUUCGUCGACGCCUCCGCCAUACGGUGUCCCUCCCCUCCCGGCGCGGUCCGCGUGUGCGUGGUCGAGGCCCAGGAUCUACGCGCGCAUGAUUUCCUGAGGAAGGUCGACCCAUACUGCGUGGUGCGCCUGGGCGCUGAGCACUCGGUCACGGCCUGCCUGAAGAACUCCAACAACCCUUGCUGA
Hyalella azteca is the source of this 336-nucleotide messenger RNA. Its product is annotated as extended synaptotagmin-1-like. The transcript is spliced from 3 exons. The record is from RefSeq and is a predicted model, not a curated record. The coding region runs from base 58 to 336 and encodes 92 amino acids. Lineage: Eukaryota; Metazoa; Arthropoda; Malacostraca; Amphipoda; Hyalellidae.